CGCACGACGAAGAGUGGAAGACGACAAAGUAGUAGUCAAUUCAGUACGUGGGUUCGUCGACGCAGAGGGAGGGGCGGCGGGCGAGCUGAAUGCGGAUGCGAAGAGGAGGGCCGGUGCGUUGACUUGGAUUUUGCAAUCGGAGGAGCUAUCGGUUGGUAGCUGCUGCCGCGGAGGCGACGAGUCUCUUCUCCAUUUCGUUGCUUCAGCUCGUAGGGAUCUGCUUAUGUGAGUCCACUUCUCUCUUUUUUGAUUCUUUCGUGGUAGUCGGAGAAAGUGGUUGAGAUUGGAUCUUUCAGAAUCCACGAGGAAAGGUUGUAAAACGGCUUUAUGGAUUCUAAACGGAGGCCAAUUUUUGAAGCUUCCUCUUCGGGGGGAGAUCAAUCAAGAAAUCUUAAUCAGAACCACCAAGUCGACGUGUCCAACUCCAUAGAUAUAUGUUUUGAUGCUAGAAGUGAGCAGUCCUUGAUCAAAUUCUCAUCAAACUUAGAUCACAACUCAUCCGAUCAGUCUUAUCAGACCCCACAAUUCAAAAUGAAUUUGGAUCCAAGAGCUAUGCUUAACAACCUGGAUUUUCUAGAGCAGAAGAUCCAUCAAAUUCGGGACAUAGUUCGUUCCACCCUUAACAACAAAGGCAGGAUCUCAACCCAAUCGAAUGAAUUUGCUGUGCAGCAGCAGCUCAUAAACACAGAUCUAACUUCUAUCAUAAUUCAGUUGAUCUCUACAGCAGGAACCCUUCUGCUCUCAAUGAAAAAUGUUCUUGCAAACGGUGGCAGCUCUGUUGGACAAAUCCCCAGUAUUCCAGAUUCUGCCUCUGACUUGGGACUUGUUGGCACUUCGCAACAAAAGCUUGACCUUGUUUCAGAGGGAACUGAGCUUUCUGAAUAUGAAGAGCUUAUCAAAGGUCUGGGUGAAUGGGACGAUGAGGGAAUCAAAUCAAUGCCCGCAGAUGACAAUGAUGUGAAGGAUAGUGGAGAUGGGGUAAGUGGAGAAAACCUUCCUCCUGGAUCAUAUGAGGUUUUGCAACUCGAAAAGGAGGAGAUAUUAGCACCACACACACACUUCUGCACAAUCUGCGGGAAGGGGUUCAAAAGAGAUGCUAACCUAAGGAUGCAUAUGAGAGGCCAUGGAGACGAGUACAAGAGUCCAUCUGCCCUCUCCAAACCACAGAAAGAAGCAAGUUCUGAACCUGUGCUUCUAAAGAGAUAUUCAUGUCCUUUUGUUGGUUGCAAGAGAAACCGUGAGCACAAGAAUUUCCUGCCUCUGAAGACAAUUUUGUGUGUGAAGAACCACUACAAGAGAAGCCAUUGUGACAAGAGCUACAUCUGCAGGAAGUGCAACAACAAAAAGUUUUCAGUGAUGGCAGAUUUGAAAACUCAUGAGAAACACUGUGGUAGCGACAAAUGGCUUUGUUCUUGUGGAACUACAUUCUCGAGGAAAGACAAGUUGUUUGGGCACAUUGCACUAUUCCAGGGUCACACACCAGCACUGCCCAUGGAUGAAAUUAAAGGUCAGGGAACCUCAGAUCAAGGGCAUAGCUGCGAAGUAACUACCAAAAUGGAGGAAACAAAUGAUCUCUUCUCUGACAAUGCAAUUGGAGUUACUAAUGUUCCAGACUUCGGAAGUGCUGAAGAUGAUUAUGGCUUUUUCUCUAUGAACAUAGACUCCUUCAACUUUGGUGGAAUUGAUGGUUUUCAGUAACCUACAAUUCAUUGGAUGCAUCUGAUAGUUCAUUUCCUGUUCAUGGUGCUGGACCUUGGUCAGUCAGUCUCAGAAUUAAAUGAUCGAGUUAUUGUCAUAGACACAGUACAAAAUUAGUUCGCCACCUUCAUGGAUUCUCUAUGCUGAUACCAUUUCCAUGUUCCUUAUAUGAGUUCCUUUGUUCUAUAUAUUCCAUAGCUUGUUCAUUGUUUUUCUACUUUGUGUCAUGUGUAUUACAAGUAAUUCAUUUUAUCAGAAUGUUAUAAUACUUCCUUUCUUGAAUCAA
Molecule: messenger RNA, 1984 nt
Organism: Zingiber officinale
Lineage: Eukaryota; Viridiplantae; Streptophyta; Magnoliopsida; Zingiberales; Zingiberaceae
Product: zinc finger protein STOP1 homolog
Exons: 2
Coding region: 328-1698 (456 amino acids)
Biological process (GO): response to aluminum ion; response to acidic pH
Source: RefSeq, a predicted model, not a curated record